Messenger RNA from Daktulosphaira vitifoliae (grape phylloxera), 2961 nucleotides. RefSeq names its product ATP-binding cassette sub-family G member 1-like. Gene Ontology annotation, cellular component: plasma membrane. Lineage: Eukaryota; Metazoa; Arthropoda; Insecta; Hemiptera; Phylloxeridae. The transcript has 12 exons. Gene Ontology annotation, molecular function: ATP hydrolysis activity; ABC-type transporter activity; ATP binding. The coding region runs from base 419 to 2266 and encodes 615 amino acids. The record is from RefSeq and is a predicted model, not a curated record.
GCUGUUGAAACUUAAUGUAAUGACAGUACUGUGUUACACUCCGUUGGUAACGUUUGUGCAAUGUUACUUGCCAUUUGUGUUUUUGUUGUAUGUUUAAAUUAAAUAAAUACAACUAAUAUUUUUAAAUCUAUUUUUAUGUACUAUUUAAUACGCUAUAAUUGCUUAACAAUUUAAAUCGUGUAUAGGGAAAAGUUUAAAAUAUCUUAAAUGAAAGUUUAAUUAGCUUAAAUGAAUACAUUUUUAAAGAAGACGUCUUUCAAAACAAUAAUAGACUGUGUUAAAAUAUUUUGAGCUGAAAGUAUGCUGGAUGAAAUAUCGUUGAAGUAAAAUUACAAAACCUAUAUAUUGCAAUAAUAGUUAUUGUAAAUGAUUCUUAAUUACAACGCAUUACAAUAAUCUGUCAUCAGUUCAAAUCGAAAUGACUUCAGCUCCCCGAAUGGUGCUAAUGCACCUACCUCAAAACCAACCAAUGGACAUAACAUUUAAAGACGUCAUAUAUUCUGUUAAUAUCGGAUAUUUCAAAAAAGAAACGAAACACAUACUUAGAGGGAUCUCUGGACGUUUUAAUUGCGGUGAAUUAACAGCUAUAAUGGGACCUUCUGGCGCAGGAAAAUCUUCAUUGCUCAAUAUUUUAACCGGUUUUCAACGUAAUGGUGUCGAAGGAUUGAUUAAAACCACUAAAAUUCAAGACGAUAACAUAUCUAAUAAUUCUGACUUAACAGAAACUGUUGGAAACAUUAUGUGUAGAAAAGAAUCAUGUUAUAUUAUGCAAGAUGAUCAACUAUGUCCACUAUUUACUGUUUUAGAAAUAAUGAUGAUGGCGGCUGAUCUUAAACUCGGUUAUACUCUCUCUUAUAAAUCUAAACUUUUAGUUAUUGAAGACAUACUAGACAGUAUGGGACUUGCCAGUAGCAUUCACACAAAGUGCGGAAGACUAUCUGGCGGACAAAAGAAGCGUUUAUCUAUAGCCCUUGAACUCAUUGAUAAUCCACCUAUCAUGUUUCUUGAUGAACCAACUACAGGUUUAGACAGCACAAGUUCACAUCAAUGCAUAUCAGUUUUAAAGGGGUUAGCUAGAGGUGGCAGAACAGUUGUGUGCACUAUACAUCAACCUAGUGCAAGUACGUUUGAAAUGUUUGACCACGUGUACAUCAUGUCUGAAGGAUUCUGUGUCUAUCAAGGCUCGUCUCUUAACAUCGUACCUUAUUUACAAACAAUUGGUCUUAAUUGUCCACAAUAUCACAACCCAGCAGAUUUUAUAAUGGAAGUGGUCACUGGAGAAUAUGGACACUACACAUCACAACUAAAAAUAGCUGCUUCUGAUAACUCUUGGAGAACACAACGCCAAAUAAUGAGUUCAGAUUUGAAAGUCGAAAAAAUAAAUAAAACUCAGUUAACAACCACUUUAGUAUUGGUUAACCAGCCAACCGAGUUAAAUAAACUAUUGAUUUUGAUUCAUAGAUUUUUAUUACAACUCUACAGAGAUUGGACAGUCACUCAUGUUAAGCUGUGUAUGCAUUUUCUGGUUGGAGUUUUACUGGGACUACUUUUUGAAAAUGCCGGCGUAGAUGGUGGAAAAACAAUUAAUAAUAUUGGAUUUUUCAUUGUUUCUCUUGUUUACUUAAGUUAUACUUCUAUCAUGCCAGCUAUUUUAAAAUUCCCGGCAGAAAUACAUAUAUUAAAAAAAGAAUUAUUUAACAAUUGGUAUAAGCUACCGACUUACUUCGUAGCAUUUCUCCUUACAAAUUUGCCAAUUCAAAUGAUGUUUUGCUUUAUUUACACAUCAGUGGCUUACUACUUAACAUCACAACUAUUAACUUGGACACGCUUUUCUAUGUUUCUCUUUAUUUGUCAACUAAUGACUCUCAUAUCUGAGGGUAUAGGCCUAAUUUUAGGCACAGCUAUGAGUCCUGUUAAUGGAGUUUUUAUUGGAUCCAUCAUCACAUGUUUGUGCAUUCUAUUUGCAGGCUUUUUAGUUUUAUUUAAUCAUAUGUCAGCGUUUUUGUACUACGUUUCAUAUUCCAGCUAUAUGAGAUAUGCAUUAGAAGGACUUGUUUUAUCCAUAUAUGGUUAUGGCCGUGAUCCUUUAAGGUGUUUUGGAGAUAAAGAAUACUGUCACUAUCGUUUUCCAGAAACAACAUUUAAAGAAAUUGGUAUGACAGAUGGUAGAUUUUGGAUCGAUGUGUCGUCGCUAUCUAUUUACUUAAUCAUCAUCUUAAUUAUAAGUUAUGUUGCUCUAAGGAAGAACUUGAAAAGUUCUGUUUAAGCUUAAUAAACUGUGAUCAUUAGAUUCAUAAAUAUUUAAUUAAUGUUUUUAUAAUCUAAUAUAGAUUAUAUUAUAGAUCUAGUGAUACUGAUGUUGAAAUUGUAAAAAUGUAUGUAGACCAUGUUUUCUACUUCAUUUUCAUAAUACUCAAUUCAGUAAAUACUCUUCACUAUUUAGUUAUUAAAAUGUUGAGUGUACUAUUAUGCUCAAAAGUAGCUUCUUAAAUUUCAUUUGAUGAAUAUAUAAUUAUUACAUCCAUGUAGAGCGGUAAACAAUCCACCAAACAGGGAGCGUAUUUUUUUGGAAAGGACAAAGACGUAAGCUAUCCUAAAUUUCAUGAAUUUUUCUAUCGACUUAUAAGUGAGAAUUUUUUUGAUUUCAAGCAAAAAGUUAUUAGGAUAUAUUAUUUCAGUCCUUCCUUAAAAAAAAUCCUAAAUACGGCCUGUAUCACAUUACAUUUAAAAGGUUAAAUAAUAAAUUUAUACUUUUUAAUUUUAAUUUAUUUAAAAAAAAUUAGUUUCUCAAGACUCCAUUUUUCUUGUCUAAAUAAAAUAUGUUUUGUAUAUUUAUUUAAUUUUAUAUUUAUAUUUUUUAUACCUUCGAUAUUCUUUUCCAGUAAAUUUGUUUUUUAUAAUGUACAGUUAUACAAUUUGGCAUUUGUGAAUAAGAAUAAAUAAAUUGUUUUUCAGUGAAAC